Molecule: messenger RNA, 513 nt
Organism: Octopus bimaculoides (California two-spot octopus)
Lineage: Eukaryota; Metazoa; Mollusca; Cephalopoda; Octopoda; Octopodidae
Source: RefSeq, a predicted model, not a curated record
AUGCUAAACGUUGUUGCUUCAGCUGCAAGAAAGGGUCAAGUGCCUGAACUGAGCUUGCACAAGACAGCAUUUGUGAAGCAAGGUGUGAUGCCAAAGGGACAGAAACCUCGGCAGGCCGAAGAGAGAAAAUGGGAGGUGUUCGUGGACAAGCCAUUACCUGAAAGCAUCGUUGUGUCAGCACUCCGGCCCGACCUGAUGUUAGUAGAUGGGGGUCAGAGACGUAUGGUCCUUGGGGAGCUUACUGUGCCAUGGGAGGAGCGCAUUGCUGAGGCCCAUGAGCGGAAGCUGUUGGGCUAUGAAGAGCUGGUAGUUGAGAUUCAGGAGAAGGGUUACAUCUGUGAGCUGGUUGACUGUAAGGGUUUCACAGCAGCUUCUCUCAGAAGUUUUCUGAAGGUGGCUGGUGUAUCUGCUGCGAGGAAGACAUUCAAUGAAUUUGGGGAGAAAGCAGUUGAGGUUAGUGCUUGGAUUGCCAGGAGAUUUGUGAAUGCAUAUAAAGCAACAGAACCGUCAUGA